Messenger RNA from Cryptosporidium muris RN66, 1284 nucleotides. RefSeq names its product ATP-dependent RNA helicae DDX39, putative. NCBI's taxonomy places the organism in Eukaryota, Apicomplexa, Conoidasida, Eucoccidiorida, Cryptosporidiidae. Gene Ontology annotation, molecular function: RNA helicase activity; ATP binding; RNA binding. The transcript has a single exon. The record is from RefSeq and is a predicted model, not a curated record. Bases 1 to 1284 code for a protein of 427 amino acids.
AUGUCAGUUCCACAUACAGAAGAGUUAGUGGAUUACGAGGAGGAGGAGACGACACGAAUUGAGGACGAAAAUAAACUUGCAGAUGAAUCUACAAAGGUUGGACGUGGUAAUUACGUAGCCAUACAUGCAUCUGGUUUUAGAGAUUUUUUUUUGAAACCUGAGCUAAUUAGAGCUAUCGGAGAUGCAGGAUUUGAACAUCCUUCAGAAGUUCAGCAUGAGACAAUACCUCAUGCUAUUACAGGUGUAGAUAUAUUAUGCCAGGCUAAAUCAGGAAUGGGGAAGACUGCAGUAUUUGUUUUAUCUAUAUUACAGCAACUCAAUCCAGAUGAAAAUUCAAAGAGUGUGGAAUGCUUAUGUAUUGGACACACACGUGAAUUAGCCUUUCAAGUUAAAAAUGAAUUUGAUAGAUUUUCGAAAUAUUUAAAGAAUAUAAAAACUCAAGUGGUAUAUGGAGGGAUUCCCAUUCAGAAGGAUAUAGAGUUACUAUCUUCAAAUGUUCCCAACAUAUUGAUUGGUACUCCAGGACGUAUUAUUGCAUUAAUACGCCAAAAGAAACUUAUUACUGAUGGUGUGGUUCAUUUUGUUUUAGAUGAAUGUGACAAGUGUCUAGAGUCUCUGGAUAUGCGUAAGGAUGUACAGGAGAUAUUUAUGAGUACUCCUAGGAAGAAGCAAGUAAUGAUGUUCAGUGCUACAAUGGUGAAGGAGAUUCGUGAUGUUUGUAGGAAAUUUAUGCAGAACCCUGUGGAGAUAUUUGUUGAUGAUGAAACUAAACUUACUCUACAUGGUUUACUACAAUACUAUGUUAAGCUAUCUGAAACUGAGAAGAAUAGGAGACUCACAGAUUUGUUGGAUCUUUUGGAAUUUAAUCAGGUCAUAAUCUUUGUGAAGAGUGUUUCAAGAGCACAGGCUCUACACAAUCUUCUUACUGAAUGUAGCUUCCCAUCUAUAUGUAUCCAUGCUGGUCUUAGUCAACAAGAACGUAUCUCUAGAUAUCAACAAUUCAAAAAUUUUGAGAAGCGUAUUAUGGUUGCUACAGAUCUUUUCGGCCGUGGAAUUGAUAUUGAAAGAGUAAAUAUUGUUAUUAAUUAUGAUAUGCCAGAAAAUACAGACUCAUAUCUGCACAGAGUAGGUAGAGCUGGACGUUUUGGAACAAAAGGAUUGGCUAUAACCUUAGUAGCCUCUCAAACAGAUUCCCAGAUUCUAAAUGAUGUACAAAGUAGAUUCGAAGUGAAUAUUGCUGAAAUGCCAAGUCAAAUUGAUACAUCUACUUAUAUUAACCAAUAA